Rhincodon typus (whale shark) is the source of this 1231-nucleotide messenger RNA. RefSeq names its product F-actin-monooxygenase mical1. The record is from RefSeq and is a predicted model, not a curated record. Bases 78 to 419 code for a protein of 113 amino acids. Lineage: Eukaryota; Metazoa; Chordata; Chondrichthyes; Orectolobiformes; Rhincodontidae. The transcript is spliced from 3 exons.
UGCUAAAGUUGAGAUUCACCAAUAAAGUUUGUUCAGUUCCUAAACAUUGUUCUGCCACAGGUGAACAGCAAGAUCUGAUGCAAUCCUGGAUCGCACUGGUACAAGACAAGAACCAACUCCUGAGUGAAGAGUCUGAGUUAAUGAUCCAGGGGCGUGAGCUGGAACUGGAGGACCAGAAGAGUAGGCUGGAACAGGAUCUAAGGAGGUACAUGGACAUGGAUGAGUCGCUGAAGACAAGUAAGGACCACCUGGAGGAGGAGAGGAUUUUUAAGGAGAUGAUUGAGGUAGUCAAGAUGAGAGACAAGCUGGUCACCUUCCUGGAGCAGCAGAGACUCCGGGAGCAAGAACAACAUGCGGUUGUGGUGCCUGGGGCUGCAGCCAGAGAUCUCACUCCCGUUGCCUCCAUCACCUGGGCAUAAAGGCAGCACAGUAUUCUGGCAGGAGGCGCUGUCCUGCAUAUAGCACUUUUUAAGGGCUUUAGCUUUGACUAUUCAUGGAGACUACCUCCACUUCCAUAUUUAUUACGGAAAAUGAUGCAAUUUUUCUGAGAACGUCCUUUUUAUAAUUUUAGGUUUAAUCCAGCCUUUUAAUUAAGGUCACUAUUUCCGGCAUCUUGGAAUAUCCAGCAACUGAGCUCCUCUCGGGGUUUGACUUUGGAUCCUUGGGCCCCUCGUCCCAUCAGCCGCACCAUUUAUUUUAACAGAUCAUCAGCACCCAGACCGAAGAAGACAGAUCCUGUAAAUUUGUUUUUUUUUGUUGCUGUAACAAUGUUUUUAAACUUUGUUUUAAAUAAAUUUCAAGCUGAUUUUGUUUUCCCAUCACACAUGCUCAAAAUGCUUUCAAUUCCAUUUGGGAUUUUCUCUGCGGGUUUGAGAUGCUGUCUUUGACUUAGAUGAACUUGUCAGUGGAGGAGGAGUCUGUGUUGUAUUGGAGCUGGUGCAAGCACAAGGGCACAGCCCACCCUCCAGGAAGGUACUAAUACAAGGGUGUACCACGUGCCUUGCCACUAGCACUAGACAGCCCUUUCCCCUCGUCUGCUCUGAAGUCCCAUCUGAGUAAUUCGCUCUCACAUAAACCCAUUGUCAGCUUUGUUCAUGAUGUAUAUUCCAUUUAAUCAAGUGCUAUUGUUUUAAAAAAAAGGUUGGAUUCUGUAUCAACUGCAUUGAGAAUACUGACUGAUUGAUUAUGGAGAAGUGUGCAUCAUAACUGGUGAAUAAAAAAGGACAUUGCA